GUAGAAAAAUACAAACCCAUCCAAACGAUUGACCCAACAUGGUAUAACACAAUCACAACAAAAAUUACACCUCUUGAACUAGAGACCAUAAUCAAAGAAGCACCCAAUACAAAGGCCACCAAACCCUUAAGAAUAUUAAAUGAAAUGUUAAAACAUCUAGGCCCUCGAGCAAAAACUACAAUUCUAGAUAUACUCAACAACU
Molecule: messenger RNA, 202 nt
Organism: Racocetra persica
Lineage: Eukaryota; Fungi; Glomeromycota; Glomeromycetes; Diversisporales; Gigasporaceae
Source: the annotation of a GenBank genome assembly